Bicyclus anynana (squinting bush brown) is the source of this 6808-nucleotide messenger RNA. RefSeq names its product actin nucleation-promoting factor WASL. Gene Ontology annotation, biological process: actin filament organization; regulation of Rho protein signal transduction. Gene Ontology annotation, molecular function: actin binding; small GTPase binding. The transcript is spliced from 11 exons. NCBI's taxonomy places the organism in Eukaryota, Metazoa, Arthropoda, Insecta, Lepidoptera, Nymphalidae. The coding region runs from base 266 to 1792 and encodes 508 amino acids. The record is from RefSeq and is a predicted model, not a curated record.
UAUUGCAACACCAGUUUGAUGAUUGAUGUUUCACGCACGGGAUGUAGAGAAAGUAAAUUUAUUUUUUUACUAAAUUAUACGCGCCCGAUGUUGUAAUAAAUGUUAAUAAGUGAUAUAUGUAUGUAUCGUUGUGGUCCUUUAGUCGCGAGUGCCAAAAUAGAAACGUAGGGAAGAUUACAAACAUUGAGAAGUUGUGAUGUCUGACACAUCCAUUUGUGCUUAUUUAAAGUGAUUUUAUGAGUGUUUUUUAUGCAAGCUUAACAGGAUGCCGAGGGGAGAGAAUAGGCCGAGCGUCCUGUUGUCUCGGGAUGAAAACGAUCAGGUGUUCAGUCUCAUCGGGCCAAAAUGCCAGAGCCUAGCCACAGCAGUAGUUCAACUGUUCACAACCGAGGGUCCGGGACAUUCAGAAUGGAAGAAAAAGGACACGGGAGUGCUCUGCCUUAUCAAAGACAACAGCAAAAGAUCGUACUUCUUCCGGAUAUACUGCCUCUAUCGGAAGACCAUGAUAUGGGAGCAUGAGGUGUAUUUACAAAUUGAGUAUAAGAGCCCCCGGCCGUAUUUACACACUUUUGAAGCUGAGGAUUACAUGACCGCGUUCAACUUCGCUAACGAAGAUGAAGCGAAAGUGCUCAGAGACACUCUCAACGAGAAAAUUAAGUUGCGGAAACAGAGACGAGAAGAGAGGAGACAGCGCUCAAUGCUGUCGGCACGCGCCAACAGCGUGUCGUCCCACAGCUCCAGCGUAUCCAGCACGCCGCGCCUCAAUGGCGUCACGCCGCCGCCGCCGCCGCCCGCCGCGCCUGCGCCUGCACCCGCGCCGCCAGCGCUCGCCAACAAGACCAACACCCUGUCCAAUUACACACUGAAGAGUUCGAGCAAGAAGCCGAAGGCGCGUAAACUGACGAAAGCUGACAUCGGCAUGCCGUUAGACUUCAAGCAUGUGUCCCAUGUGGGGUGGGACGAGAAUAAAGGCUUCGACGUGGACCUGCCCGAGGAGGAGAUGCGCUCGUUCUUCAGCAAGGCGGGCAUCACGGAGGUGCAGCUCAAGGAUCACGCCACGCGUCAGUUCAUCUACGACUUCAUCAACAAGAACGGCGGCAUGGACGCCGUCAAGGAGGAGCUGCACGACGCGCCCAAGGCUAACGAAUCGCCCCGAGGUGCCAUGCCGCCGCCGCCUCCCGCGCCGCCCGUGCCCUCCCGCGCGCCGCACCCCCCCGCACCACCGUCCCGCGCUCCCCCGCCGCCGCCCGCGCGCGCCGUGCCCCCUCCCCCGCCGCCGCCCGUCACGCUGCACACGCCGCGCAACCCGCCGCCGCCGAGACCACAUCAACCUCCUGCAAGUGCACCGCCCUCGGUGCCCCCGCCGCCGCCGCCAUCGUCCGCGCCGCCGCCCCCGCCGCCGCCGCCCCCGCUGGCGCCGUGCGCGCCCCCGCCGCCCCCCGCGCCGCCCAUGCCCGCCGACACCGCCGUGCCGCAGGACGCUCGCAGCGCGCUCAUGGAGAGCAUCCGCGGAGGAAACAAGAACUUGAAGCAUGUGGAAGUGGGCUCAAAAACCUCACUAAACGAUGACAGCAGAAGCAAUCUGAUGAGUGAAAUACGACAAGGAUUUAACUUGAAAGCUGUACGUCGGUCGGACAGCAAGACAGAAAACGAGAAAUCCAGCAGUGGUUCCGAGCCAAGCGGCCUCGCGGGCGCCCUCGCCAGGGCUCUCGAGGAACGCAAGCGAGCGAUACACUCCUCCGACUCGGAAGACAGCACCGAAGAUUCGACGAGCGAUGGAGAAUGGGACUAGUUAUUAUCUGUGAUUGUUGUGAUCAUCAAGUCUAGUGUGAUUAGUGAUCCUGUGAGACUGGAAAACGAGUGUGAUUACGUAAGUCUAAUUAUAACAAAUGCAAGUCAUCACGUUAAGCAAUCAAGUGUGAUUAUAGUGAUCAGGGGUGACUAGUAUUCGUUAUUAGAGUGAUCAGAGGUUAUUAGUGAUUGUGAUUAUAAUUAUCACUAUAAAUACGUGAGUCUAAUAAUCUAGUAUGAUAAUAAUGAUCAUAUUUGAUUAUAUGUGACUAGAACAUCGUACAUGUAUCUUUUGAGUAACACCAAGUGUUCUUAUAGUUGUUGAGUGAUUAGGCCAGUCAUAACUUUUAUUAUGUUAGCAUCUGGGUCAGGUUUUUGUGAAAUAUAAUUCUUUUGAUCACAAUUAAUUCUAGAGAUAGCUGUGAUUAAAAUAAUCAUACUUUACAAUAUGAUUAUGUGUGAUCACAAUGAUCAUACAUACUUAAUUAUAGUGAUCAUAUUUGUUCAUCAUGAUCAUGUGUGAUUAGAAUGAACAUGUGCGACUAGUGAUUCUACACGACUUUAUUGACGACUUAUUUUAUAAUUUUAAAUGUAUAAAAAGUGUUUUCAUACUAUAAAAUUUUCAGUUGAUUUAUUUAGUAACAAACAUACAAGUUUCAAUUCUACAACUAUAAUGAUGUUUUUUUUUAAUCUAAGAGUGUGUACAAACUGGUACCAUUAUGUCGCGUGAAAUAAUAACAAAAAGCGCACGACUAAAUUUGUCGAAAGUAUGAAAACAUUUUUACAUUAUAGCUAUACUAACUUAGCUAGCAUUAUUUUUGAAAAUUAUUAAUUUAAAUGUUUAUCAUAUCUAUCGUUUUUUAAUCAUUAUUGUAUUGUAAUAAAAAUAAUUUUGUUGUAUAUUAUGUAUAUAUGUAGUAAUUCCAUACGAAAUAAUCGACUGAAGUUAACAAAAGUGAUUUUAAAAUUUAACGAAAAUAUCCGUGUAUAAAUAGUUAUUAGAUAAGUAUUCAUUGUAAUAGGAUUGAAAGAAAUAUUUUACUAAUUUCAACAUUCAAUUAUAGUACGAUUAUUAAUUACAGUCAGUAAAAUGACAAGUGCAACUGUCACUGAAAUGUCACUUUACUGACUGAAAUUAAUAAUCGUACAUACUAUUAAUCUUACUUGAGAUUAUUAAUUCCAGUCAGAAAAGUGACAGUUGCACUUGUCAUAUUACUGACUGGAAUUAAUAAUCGUAUUGGCAGUAGCUUGUGUAUGAAAAAUAUUGUGUUUUUUGUAAUUAUUAUUAUUUUUAUUUCAUUGCUUCAUUGAGGAGUUUUAAGGUUUUAUAGCAAAUCAUUAUGGAACCUCGAUUAAAAGCCAUACAAUGAUAAAUAUAACAAUACAAAUUAGUUUAAUAAUAAAUGCUUAACAAUGACAAACUUGCGUAACAAGUCACCAGUCACAUUACAUUUAAUUUAAUUAUUGUAUUGCUUUUGUUUGUUACAAAAAAUACUUGACAUUUUAACAUUGAUAACCAUCAUCGCCAUUUUAUUAUUUUCUGAAUAUGACGUGAACUUGUAUUUAAAAAAAAUAUACAUAACUAUUCUUGUUUGGAACUAUUCUUGGUUAGGAAAGUACUACGAAGCCAUGAUUAUUUCAAGAAAAGAGGAAUAUAGAACUUAAAUCCACCAUUUUUCCGAUUCGGGUUAGUUUUUUUUAUUAUUUAAAAGUUAACCUGAUGUUAAGUGAAAAUAUAUUUGUAAACUAAUUUGGUGCGCAUAAGUUGUGACCUUAUAUAGUUAGUAAUUAUAUUUUUCAUUUAUUCUUCGUUUCUUAUUCUAGAAGUUUAUGUGAUGUAAAUUAUAAGGAACCACGUAACUGCCUUAGGUUUUGAUGUAACUUAUAUAGCUGUAAAAUGUUUAGAUCAGUACAUACGGCGAAAUAUUACCGCUAUUACCUACAAUGUAGGCCCUACAUUAUAAAACUUAGUUGAUUUAACUCACAUAAAUUCUGUAUAUCUGGUAAAAAAGCUAGCUAAUAGCUAUUACAGACUAUUAUUUAUACCCGUACCUCAUUGACCUCUUAUAAUAAAAGGACGCACAAUUAUGUAGAAAAUUUCAUUUAAAAACUGGCCAAUUUUGCUUUGACAGUUUUAGUAAUAUUGGUAAAGAAAAUUAAAACCUAAAAGCCUUUAAAUAUAGUCCAUUAAUCAAUAAAAUUCCAAAUUCAGAGCAAAUUCAACCUUAAGAAUUGAGUUUAAGGUUUAAUUUGUAAAUGCGACUACUUGAAUUGAGUGCCAAGAAGUUGUGUUUGGCACUCAUUAAGUGGGGACGUUUUUGGUCGCUGAUUGUGCAUCCACUUUUAAUAGGAGAUCGAUGCCAUUGCCGUACAUACACAAUUUCAUCCAAAUCCAAUUCACUAUAUAUACUCGUAAAUAUAAAUUAUGUUAGUUACACUCUACUUUGUAAAUUGCAAAACACCAGGGUGUGGCUUUAUCGUGACACGGCUGUGUAUUUUAAUACAUGUAAUAGUUGUUUACAUUUAAAUGGUGGCGCUGCACUCUUCGACAUGCUCAGACUAAAUACAUAAGGACUAGUAUCGCACCCAAAUUCACAAACAAAAUUUUUUGCCAUUUUCUAAGGAAAACGAGCUUAGAUUUCAUACAUAUCUUAUACUAAACUAGCAGUUUUUGUUCGUUUUUUUACACCAUUUAACUACUCAAAAAGGUAUUUUUACGGAGGUUUUUAACCGACGGACAAGAUUGUAAACUAUGAAACAUCGAUAAUAUAGAGACAGUGUUUAUAAUCGCAUAAGAUCGUUGAUCAUAUACUUUGACAGAAAAAUAAUGUCUUGCGAGGCAGGUCUUUCAUGCGAUGUGUCUGCCUUCGAUGAAAGUAACGAAUAUUUUGUUUUUCUUGAUGUGCACCAGAUAGUAAAUCCGGAAUGUAGAUACUAGAUACCUAUAUAGCUGCGAUAUUAUCAACUUGUAUCUCCUCCAUCAUGUUAUAUUUAUAAUCUUUUAGACUGCCUCCCACUAAAGAAGCAUAUUCGAAGAUGUCAAAAAUAAUCGCACGGUAAUAUUUCGUCAUGUGUGCGAGCCCUAAUGAACGAAAAAUAUGUAUUAUAUGUUUUUCUUUGAAGCAAUAACUUUCACUGUUAGUAAGCCACUUGUUAUCAAUAAGAUUUAUUAUUUAAUGUUAUAUUAUUAUUAAGACUUAAUGUAUUACAUUUAAGAGGUGUUUUUUUUUUCACAACAUUAUAUUUUUAAGGACAUUUUGUCUUAUGUAUUAUUUAUUUCUAAAAUUUAAGAUUAAAGCACAAGAUAAUCAAGAGAUAACUAAUUUCUAAAUUCACAACUUUGCAAGUUAAAAUGUUAGAAGGAGCUGACAAACAUUGCUGUCUUAGGCUGCCUGUCCACUAAAGCGGAGCGAGGGAGCGUAGCGAAGAAACGGACUAAUACGGAGCGGAGUUGCGUACUGUCUGUACCGGAGCGGAGCGAUGCUGCGGAGUAAAGUGAAUGGCCGAAGAAACUUCCCCGCUCCGUUUACCGGUUUUAUAUGAAUUUUUAAAUUAGCUCGCAAGUUCCUGUCCACUUAAGAGGAGCGGAGAUUUUGUGCAAUCCUAUUGGUUAAUAUUUCUCCGUUUUUCGGCUCCGCUUCGGUGGACUGGUAGCCUAAAGGACAAGUUGCCAGGCACAUGAGGCAUGUUAAACGUUUAAUUUAAUUAUAAAAGUGUAGAGAGACAUACAAAGGACAUCAUUCACGCUCCAUACAUUUAUGGGCUGUUUUGAAAGUGCCGGCUAACAAAAAAAAACAACAAUCGUUAGAACUAGCCAUUUGGUGCAAUAGCUAAUAUGGCACAAAAGUUGUAGGUUGGCUCUGAACCAAAUAGUACAGGUCCGACGAUUCGUCAUUUCCAUACAUUUCAUUGAUUUUUUAAAGUGCCCGCAUUUUGUGGUACAACUUGUCGAUAUAUUAAGGAAAGCUGUACCUAUUAAAUAAGUUCGUUUUGAGCUUUAACUGUAACUUUAUUGGUGAAUCAAAUAUAUUAACAUUUGUAUCUUAAUAAAUAGAAGUGUUACAUUGCGGACUUUACGAAAAGUGAAUAAUUGAUUUCUUUGGUAUUAUCUGCGUUUCAAGUUGUACGUAUUUUGACAAAGCAUAAUAUUACUUACUUUUUGUCUUUGUCUUCAGAGUAGCUAUCGUUUUGCUCUUAUCUACUGAUAUUUUUUUUUCGAUGUUUUGAAAUAUAUCCCAUCACUAUAAUGACGGUCGUCGUUAUAGCGCUAUGACGUAUUUACAAAUUUUGUGGCGAUCAAAUGCGUGUAAUUAUAAGCAUUAAGGCUGGCCGCAAACGCUCGUUUUCCGUGAAUUCGGAAAACCGAAAGCAUAAAAUCAAUAUAAAACACCUUAAAUGAUCCACAUGUACGUUUUUUACGAACGGAAUAAAUUCCGCGCGUACUUAACAUGCGAGCUCUUGCGACGACAUUUCGAAUGAGAAAAACGUAGUCUGCGGUAAUUUUACGGAAUUUCAAAUCGAAAUUUGGAAAACGAAUACGGAAAAUGAAUGUAUGUAGUCAGCCUAAAACGCACGGGUUAACUGCUAGUGCGUUAUAAACGCAGUGUCGCCAUUACAAUUUGACAAGUAUGUUUUGUACGUCACUGAAAACCAUAACUAACACGUGCGUGUAUUUACUGUUAUAGUCUGUAGCAUUUAAAUAGAUUGUAAAAAAGACGCAAAAACUAUUUUUAUAAUAUUAAACUAUGUUUUCUAUUUAAUUGUUAAACCAGUUUCUAGUGUAAGUUUUAAAAAAUCGUGAUGGUUUACGUUAGUCUGCCAAAAUACGUAUCGUUGUCAUGUUUCUAUACACAAUUGAUACAUUUAAAGCUAUCUCUACUUUAAAACUUACAUUAAAAAUCUGUAAGUCUGGGACCUUGUAGCAUAAAUGUAUGAGCGUCGAGACUUAUAAAGCAAUGUUAUAACCACCUGUAACACUACAUAAUUAUAUGUUGACUAAAUAAAUAAUUAAUACUUU